Messenger RNA from Closterium sp. NIES-65, 3042 nucleotides. The record is from the annotation of a GenBank genome assembly. NCBI's taxonomy places the organism in Eukaryota, Viridiplantae, Streptophyta, Zygnematophyceae, Desmidiales, Closteriaceae.
AUGGGGACAGCUGCCGUGCCUCGGAAGCUCGGCGCGCAGUUGGCGGCGCCAUCCGCCGGUCCCACUUUCGCGGAAGUUCUCGCUGCGUCUGUCGUUACCCCUGGCAGCGCCGAUCCCGCUGGGGCAGUUACCGCCACGCCUCUCCCUGCUGCUUCUGCCGCUGCUGCCGCGCCUGCAGCUUCCCGGCCCGUCGUUUCCACUAACGCAGCUCCUACCGCUCCGGUGAAGACUCUCACUGGGAAACCCACGCCUGCUGCACUCGCCAAGGGAAAACCAGCCAGCAAUGGCGCCGCCGCAGCCGCAGCCGCCGCUCCUGCGCCGAAGCAGGGUGGCCCCACGCCGAAGCAGGGUGGCCCCACGCCGAAGCAGGGUGGCCCCACGCCGAAGCAGGGUGGCCCCACGCCGAAGCAGGGUGGCCCCACGCCGAAGCAGAGUGGCCCCACGCCGAAGCAGAGUGGCCCCACGCCGAAGCAGAGUGGCCCCACGCCGAAGCAGAGUGGCCCCACGCCGAAGCAGAGUGGCCCCACGCCGAAGCAGAGUGGCCCCACGCCGAAGCAGAGUGGCCCCACGCCGAAGCAGAGUGGCCCCACGCCGAAGCAGAGUGGCCUCACGCCGAAGCAGAGUGACCCCACGCCGAAGCAGAGUGACCCCACGCCGAAGCAGAGUGGCCCCACGCCGAAGCAGAGUGAUUCGGUGCCGAAGCUGCCCCCUGUUCCCAAACCGGACGCACCUAAGCUCGACGCGUCUAAUUCUAAGCCCGGUGCUCUUCCCUCCAAUCCCGCACCUUCAGCAAAACCACUCGCGACCGUUCUAUCAGCUGGUAGCUCACCGCUGGUAACGACCAAGGCCGUCAACUCGACUGGUGCAGCUGGCAACUCGACUGGUGCAGUCGGCAAUUCUACCGCGCCGGCAGGAAAUAGCACCAGGUCGGCGGGGAACUCUACCGAGACAGCGACUACUCCGGCAUAUGCCGUGGGAUCGCGCGACUGCCAGUACGGGCAAGUCAAGCAGCUUCACGCAUGCGCCGUUGGGUACGCGCAGUCCGCAAAGAUCCGCGGCGGCCAAUGGCCGACAUCGUCGCUGUACGAAGUUGAAACGGAAGAUGACACGGUGGUGAACGGGAGGCCCGUGGAGAAAUCGUUACGGUUCGCGCUGAUGAAUUUCCCCGACGGAGUGAUCAUCACGUUUUCGCGAAGCAUGGAGAUCGUGCUACAGAGUAACCUGUUUUUACGUUCGCGAGUGACGAUCGACGGGCGCGGCGUGCACGUGCGCAUCACCAACGGCAGCAUCGUCCUCCAGAACGUGAAUGACGUCAUCAUUCACAACAUCGAAGUGUCGGGUAACCCGCGCGGCGAUCUGAUUCCCAUCUACAACAGCAGCCGCGUGUGGAUCGACCACUGCCGCCUGCAGGACGCCCUCACGGGCACAGUCGACGUGGCACGGGGCUCCACUGACGUCACCAUCUCGAAUAACUACAUCAGCAGCCGCGGCCAGACGAUGCAGCUUGGCUUGUCGGACACGGAGGAAGCGGACAAGAAGAUGCGAGUCACGAUUUACCGCAACUGGUUCAACACAUCCGGAUCCAUGCAACCGCUCUGCCGCAAGGGCCGCUGCCACGUGGCAAACAACCUCUACACCCACUGGUCCUACUACUGCCUCGCCGCGCGCCGCGGCGCGCAAAUCCGGUCAGAGAAAAACUUUUUCCGGCCGGCGCCGGGGUCGGCGCGACUGGAGGUGACGCCGUGGUAUAGAGGCAUGCCGGCCACAGAUGUUUGGUUCGACGCUACAGUUACCAUCGCGUCGUUCCAAGACUACUUGGCUGGAGGCGCGACGUUCAAUAAGACGGCGUAUGCCGGCCCCACUCCGAUCUUCACGCCGCCCUACGCGCUGUCGCUGCCGCGGAAUCCACGUCAGAUGGCGUCUAUUUUGAGAAUCAACUGCGGUCCCAAGUACGAUGUCGAUUCCGCACUACCCCCUGCUUCGGGACAGUUCCUUCCGCCUGCCCCACCGACCCCAUCCCCCACGACUCCUCCUGCGACUGCGAACACAACUUCUACUGGUAACAGCACUUCCACUGGUAACAGCACUACCGCUGGUAGCAGCACCAAUGCUGGUAACAGCACCGUUACAGCAGCGUCGCCUCCGAGCUCGAACGAUUGCCAGUAUUCCACUGCGGGUGCCGGAAUCGCCCUUGGGAGUUGCGCGAUGGGUUUCGCCGCCCCGGGUUUAGUCGGCGGUGCUGGGAAAUCCACAUACGUCGUCACUUUAGAGGAGGAUUCGACAUCCGCUACAAGACAGGGUACGCUUCGGUGGGGCAUCUCGAAUUUCUACAAAACUGGCGCAGUUAUUACAUUCGCACGAGACAUGACAAUUCAACUAAUGGCGCCGCUAUAUGUGAAAUCGUUCAUGACUCUGGAUGGGCGAGGCGUCAACGUGAAAAUCGUGGGAGACAGCCUGCUGGUGCAGCACUCAAGUCAAGUCAUCAUCCAUAACAUUGAAUUUUCCAGUAGCAGGACAUCCCCUGCAACCAUAUCUCUAUACAACACCAGCAGCACUUGGAUCGACCAUUGCCGCUUCUCCAACCUUUCCGCCACCCUCCCAGCCAUCGAGCUCGCCCGAAACAGUACCGCGGUUACCAUCUCCAACAACCUCUUCUACGGCACACUCGGCACGCAAACCGUCACUGCCUCGGCAAGCCCAGCCUCGGGGACAGGCUCGGCACUCCACCUGGGCCAAUCAGACGGCGACGGAAUUAACCGUGACAUGAACGUCACUGUCUACAGGAACUGGUUCCAGUCUCUAUCUGCAAUGCAGCCGAUGUGCAGGCUAGGCAAGUGCCACGUGGCAAACAAUCUCUACACCAACUGGACUGGGAGCACGGUGGAAGCCAGGGCGGCUGCUCAGGUGCUGCUGCAGAGCAACCUCUUUAUAAGCGGACCCGAUUCAGUGUUCACUCCGCCAUACGACCUUCCUCUGGGGGACCCCAAUGCCCUGCUCUUCGUUGUCUUCAUGAAGCUGAACGCUGGUCCCCAUGCCAACUGA